Molecule: messenger RNA, 2205 nt
Organism: Phytophthora infestans T30-4
Lineage: Eukaryota; Oomycota; Peronosporomycetes; Peronosporales; Peronosporaceae
Product: alcohol dehydrogenase, putative
Exons: 4
Coding region: 1-2205 (734 amino acids)
Molecular function (GO): oxidoreductase activity
Source: RefSeq, a predicted model, not a curated record
AUGUCAUUUCCGAAGACCUAUCGCGCGUACCAGUACGAGAACUACGGAUCGCUCGCGAACGAGCUCAAGCUGCAUGAUGGCAUCCCGCAGGCCGAGUUGGGUCCACAACAAGUGCGCAUCAAGGUCCGCGAUGCUGCAGUGAACGCCAUCGACCGCAUGGUGAUGGAAGGUCUCGGCCAAAUAUUUCUUGGAAAAGCUCCGUCGGAUCGCCAGCCCUUCAACAUCGGCUGCGAUUGCUCUGGUGAGGUAGUUGAGAUCGGUACUGCCGCUAAACGCCUAAAAGUUGGCGACGCCAUCUACGCCAUGACACCAUUCACCGCGUUUGGCACGCUGGCUGAGUAUCUUGUCUUGGACGAGGACUAUGUAGCAUUAAAGCCCAAAACCUUGGACUUCAAAGAAGCAGCUGCAGUGCCUUCAGUAGCACUCACAGCGUAUGCCGGUAUGACUACGGGCCGAUUUAUCACGAUCCUUCCUAUGACGAAACCCGUGAAAGAAUCCGAAUUUGGUGCACAGCUUGUUGGCGAGGUCCACAACACUGAUCCGUCGGCUGAAAAGCUCGCUACCAUCACGAAGUACAUCGAGAGCGGAAAAGUCAAGCCCAUUAUUGACACGGUGUAUCCGUUUGAGAAGGUGUUGGAUGCCUAUGCUAAGCUGAAGACAUACCACGCGCGGGGCAAGCUCGUUGUUGAGUGCACUUCAACUUACAGAAAAUCCAACCAAUCGUCGAGUAGGAGCGAAACCUGGCGUAUCAUGCGGUACAAUAGUGCCAGUAAUUCAGCUCCAAGAACGCCAUUCCGCGCGAUGCCAAGAUUUGCUCGACGUGACGCAAUGCCACACCACCACGUGCCGGAGGCAAAGGAGACGUCACCCAUAGUAGAUCGACUGCGACUUCAGCUUAAUCGCACAGUGCGCAGAACUGUGACCGAGGCUGUUGAUGCAGUUUGGGCUGCCUUUGAAGACGAGUUAACGCAAGUAGCAACACUUCCUCCUAUUACUCCUGCUGUGGACGACUAUGAAGUGUUCUAUGACUGCUGCAGUCGUUUGGCUAAGUUCAUCGAGAGCAAUAUGGACACAACGCCCGGGUUCUUGGAGCAAAUGGACCGCCUCAUCCUCGCCUGUCACAGCGGUGUCAUGGGGCGCUCCGUGUUAACGAAAGAUCUCCGUAUCCGUCGAGGGAGCAAAAUGAGAAAUGAAACAGAGCACGCUAACACCAAAACGGGCCAGCUGAGAGCGAGGAAGCCGGUUAUUCCACCACCGAGUGGCUCGCGUGGAAUGAUGGACGAGGCUUCGGACGAGGAGUUGAAGGUGACUGCUACGGUUGGGACAGAAUCAAGGCAGUGGGCGACGAGGAAAAGACUGUCGACGAAGAACCAUUCGCCACCGACGCUGCCUCCAUCGAAAAGAGUGAAGCGAUCAAUGACGUCGGAGUUUGGACGUGGUAAGGAUGGAAGCAACGAGGGAAUGACGCAGCAGGAAGCUGACAAAGAGACGAAGAAGCGAAGAAGUGUGCGGCCUUUGUCGAUGCGAGCGGUAGCUGUUAGACGCACUCCACGCCGAAUGACAAGUCUUCGUCAACUGGUAAACGGGUUUGAAGAUGGUGAGGAUAAUGACAGCAAGGCGAAGAAGUCGCGAGGUCAUGGUGCUGCUGCUGGAUCUACACGUCAAGAAUCUCUCACAGUCAAAACGGGUAGAAAAACACGACGAAGCUUUAAGAAUUUCGUGAAACGUACCUCUGGUGUUCGUGAAUCCAUAAAGAGAGAUGCAGGCUACCAGACACGAUCAAAACUGAGAGAGAAGGCUCAGUUAUCGGAAAAAACUGACACGACCGAGUCAGAGCAAGACACACACGGGAUCGAGGAGAAUGAUCCCGAUACUGGCAUUGUCUCAGAACCGUCUGAAAGGGGGACAGCGCCAAACGGGAAACAAGCACGCGAUGAAUCCCCCUCGAAGUGUGAUAAUGACGUGGUUACUAAGGUGAAUGGUGUCGCUGACAAUGAGGAAGAGCUUGAAAGCAAGACCAACCCGCGUGUGUUGGAACAUGCUUCAAAGGUGACUGCCGUGAAGAAUUGUGAUUUUAAAGGACAGAAGACUCGGCGUAAUAAGCUGGCCGAGCGGACACACCUGAACAGGAGAACGACACUUUAUCGAUGGGAGACACUGAGCUACCAAUUCCAGGACUUUGCGACGCAGGAAUGCGAGCACUAG